AUGGCAUCAAUCCCUAGGACAAUCGGGCGGCCUCCGUCAGUGACAAAGAUCCCACUGUUCCUGGCGCCAGCCUUCGCGAGACCAUCCACCAUCACAGCAACCUCAUCAACGCCUAUCAUUCGAUCAUAUGCGACACAAAAGGAGGAGAAGAAAAGCCACACAAACUGGGCACUACAUGCACGUCCUAAAAUUGAUCGGAACAAGAAAAGAGGUGUCUCCGCUAUUCGAAGGACUGGACCCAGGAGUAUGCGAGGGCUCUGGAAAUACCCUCUUCCAGUGCCUGUAGCACGAGAUCACAGAGGAACGGCGGCAGAAUAUACAGAAUCUGCCGAUCAUGGGCUCUGGGGAUUUUUCGACAAGUCCAAGCAGGCACUGCUUGCACCAGAUGAUGAAUCGAGCCAUGGACGGGCUUGGACGUACAAGGAGCUAUCCGUAAAAUCUUUCGAGGAUCUCCAUAAACUCUACUGGGUGUGUGUGAAGGAACAGAAUCGAACUCUGACUCGAGAAAAAGAAAGACAACGUCUGAGGGCAGGUUAUGGUGAAGUGGAAAGUGAGGAGAGAGUGGCUGUUGACUGCUUAAUCCUGUUGGUCAUGAUUCGAAUAUUACUGGAAAGUUAUCUGAUAUCAGACUAUGUCACGCUCAAUUUGACUCACCAACUCUUUGGCGAGUGGAAAAAGCUGACAACAUGA
Fonsecaea monophora is the source of this 690-nucleotide messenger RNA. RefSeq lists its product as hypothetical. Gene Ontology annotation, cellular component: mitochondrial large ribosomal subunit; mitochondrial ribosome. Gene Ontology annotation, biological process: mitochondrial translation. NCBI's taxonomy places the organism in Eukaryota, Fungi, Ascomycota, Eurotiomycetes, Chaetothyriales, Herpotrichiellaceae. The transcript has 3 exons. Gene Ontology annotation, molecular function: structural constituent of ribosome. The record is from RefSeq and is a predicted model, not a curated record. The coding region runs from base 1 to 690 and encodes 229 amino acids.